CCAUCCCUAACUGGAGCAUCCGGUGUAAACACAACAUUAUUUCCGGUAUCAUGGAAGCGGUGGUGGGUGAUGUUGUCGCUCCAGAGGAUCUCGAGAAAUUCGAGAAGAAGUAUAAAGCAGAGCUGUCCAAGGGCUCUGUGUCGAAAGACACGCAGUUCGAGUAUGCGUGGUGUCUGAUCAGAAGCAAACAGUCGGAUGACAUUAAGAAGGGGAUAGUGCUGCUUGAUGAGCUUGUUCAUAAGGGCACCAAGAAUGACCAGAGGGAUUAUCUGUUUUACCUCGCUGUUGGAAACUACAAGCUAAAGGAGUAUGAGAGAGCUCUGAAAUAUAUCAGGACUUUACUGAAGAAUGAACCAGGAAACUCGCAAGCUUUAGAACUGGAAAAACUUAUCGACAAAGCCAUGAGGAAAGAUGGACUGGUUGGCAUGGCAAUUGUUGGUGGGAUAGGUCUGGGAUUGGCUGGUCUGGCUGGUCUGAUUGGUGUAGCUGUGGCUAAGAAGUCUGCCUGAGGGGAUGAGCAGAAAUGAUGCAGGUCUACAUUCUGAUGUUGGGUUUGAAAUGGAUGCCUUCUAAAUUCAAGUCAGUCAGUAUUACACUGACCAGUUAACCGUCUGAUGCCUUAUAGCGUUUCCAUGGUUUCUCCAUGUCCUCAAGAUAACAGCAGUCCCUUUUAAACAAAAUGUUCAAGCUUUAUGUUAAUCAGAGCGACACUUCUUCACAUUACUGUUAUGAAAAAAAUCCAGAAAUAAUACAUGUUAUUUCUUUCACAUGAAGUGUUUUUCUAAUUAAAUGAGGAUCUCAUUAAGGCCAAGUAAAAUGGAGAAAUGUCUGUUUGAUGUUUCGUUCACAUGUUAAAACUGUGUUCCUUAGCAAAAUGACUUAUUUCUGUAACUUUAAAACCCCCAUUAUUAUGCCUAUUUUUGUUUGUAUUUUACUUGUAUUUGUGUCCUGAAAUGUUUUUGUUAGUCAAAAGUAAGCCAAUGUACAUCCAUAACAGAUCUCUUCUAAUGCCACUUUGUUCACAACGCUGAGAUUGAAAUGUUUUGAAAUGUUGUAAUUCUUACACUGAAGUCCAAAGAAAAGAAUUUGUCAACAAGUGUAUCCUAUUGCACAGAUAUGAUCUGAUUGUCUUGUGUUUAUGUACUACUAGUUUAUUUCAACAAUGCAUAUUGCCAACAUUUAAACACAAGCAGCAAAUAAAAAGAUUAACUCUA
Molecule: messenger RNA, 1214 nt
Organism: Triplophysa rosa
Lineage: Eukaryota; Metazoa; Chordata; Actinopteri; Cypriniformes; Nemacheilidae
Product: mitochondrial fission 1 protein-like
Exons: 5
Coding region: 51-509 (152 amino acids)
Biological process (GO): mitochondrial fission; mitochondrial fragmentation involved in apoptotic process; peroxisome fission
Cellular component (GO): peroxisomal membrane; mitochondrial outer membrane
Molecular function (GO): protein binding
Source: RefSeq, a predicted model, not a curated record